This is a messenger RNA of Etheostoma cragini (Arkansas darter), 3234 nucleotides long. RefSeq lists its product as uncharacterized. The transcript is spliced from 5 exons. The coding region runs from base 258 to 998 and encodes 246 amino acids. The record is from RefSeq and is a predicted model, not a curated record. Lineage: Eukaryota; Metazoa; Chordata; Actinopteri; Perciformes; Percidae.
UGUGUGUAGGGGGGUUGAUUAGUGGGUCACUUCCUUCCUUUACCUCCAUCUGGUCAAAUGCAGCAGCGGCAGUAUGAAGAAAAGCCUGUUAAAUUAUUGACAAUAGGAAAAGAAAGUGAGAAAAGAACAAGCAGAUGGACUCCCUGCAACUGACAAAAAUUUGAACAAGCAGUUUUAACACAAGCCAUGACUUUAUCCGUACAGAGGAAAUAAAACCAACUGUGGAUGAACGUUGACUAACACUGUUACAGUCAGACAUGUGUUACUUUCUCCUCAGCGCAAUCAGCUGUCUCUGCCUUCUUCAGACUGGUCUUCAUGCUGAAGAAUGCAGCCAGAGGCUUCUGGCAGAACGUGAGACACUUCAUGUACCAGCAGGGGGCAGUCUGUCUUUGUCCUGUGUAGUCCAGCACUGUGGAGGCGCCUGGACUGGAAACUGGAUGAGGACAAAUUCAAGAAAUGAAAAGCCAAGUGAAAGACACCAACUGACCAAUGUGACACUCUCAGCCAAUCAAACUCGACUCAUUUGGAACAUCCUGAGUGUCAAACAAUCAGACGAAGGUUCUUAUGGAUGCAGGGUAAAAUGGGGCCAAGGUGAUACAGAGCAGGGACAUUUAAAGUAUGUGAAUGUUACUACAGCUGACCCCUUCCAGAGGAGUGUACUACACAGGGUUUUAGUCUGUGCCGGUGCUUCUCUUUGUCUUCCCAUCAUUCUGGGUUUGGCUCACUGUCUUAGUUCAAAAGUCAAGCCUCAGCCACUUCCCAGGACGCUGUCCAUUCCUGCAGCUGUAUACAGAGACCAACCACACCCAGCUCCACAGCCUCCACCUCGAUGCCCCAUACCCCAGAUACGUAGCACUUCCUCUCACAAAGCUGUCCCCAAGUCUAGGCAGAAGAUUGAGGUGGUGUAUGCAGAUAUUUCCCAGGAUGCACUGAGACAACAGGGAGCCACCAGAGAGCCUGACCAGUCCACUGUGUACUCAUCCGUCAGAUUUUCAUGACUGCUAUUGAAGCAGGUGAACAAUUGUCUGCUGAGGUUUAAUGAUGUGUAAUUUUUGUAGGAUUGUGGUUGAUCCUUGACGUCUUCACAACAUUCUGACAAAUACUUCACUGUUACGUCAUUCUUAAAUUCUUAAACUCAUUGUUAAACUAUUGGUAAAUCAUCACAGCAGACAAAAACGUAAGAUACAAAUUAACGAAUGAAUAUUUGUCUCUACAUGUCAAGGGCUGUCCUGAUUACACUCUGAUGUGAAUGUAUAGUGUUUUUAAGUUCAGAAAAUCCUUCAUAUGCAGGUAGCAUGAAAGACAAGCAAGGGGAGCAGAUAAUGAGGAGAUAUUGCAGCAUGCAAACCAGCUGAACCUCCCUGAGGUGCUGCAGAGAGCAAAAACUCAGCUAGGUGGCAUCAUUUUAUUGAUAUCACCACUUUUAAUUAUCUUGAAAUGUGACUGCGUACAAGCAAAACAUUAAAUGCAGCACGACCAAUUUAUGUAUAGCAGUUUUCAAAAUGUGAAACAACCUUUAUCUAUAAUAUCUCCCAAGUGUUCCAUGUCCAUACAUAAUUAAAGUAUGAACAAAAACACCCAUGUACUGUGCUUUGAGCUUGUCGUGUGAGAUUUUAAAAAUGAGACACCACAUAAAUGACACAAAAUACAACAUUUUAUUUUAGAAUAAAUUCUCAAUGGCACGUUACAUAACCAAAUAUACAUAUACAUGUUUAGACAUCUUUUAAAUUAACAUAUUUCCUUUAAUCGUUUUACCUUAAUCAUUAGCACACUCUGCAGUUACAUUUGUACAUGACAUCAAGGCUAAAGAAGUUUCAUUUGAAUAAAUUAAGCAUAUUAACAGAGGAAAGGCAGCAGAGCAUUUACAAUACCUGCUACAAACAAAAGUACAUCUGAACUUCCUGUUUUUGUGUGAUUUCUAUCCCUGUUUCCCUUGUUGAAGAUAACCACUGGCCUAACUGAGCACAGUGUGUAUUAGUCAACAAGCUUGUUCCUUAAAGUACUUAUCAGAACUUUCAUUCAGCUGUUCUGCAGCUUUCUUGCAAAAAAUGAAAAAGUCACCCGAAAUACAACGUAGGUGUUUGUAAUUUGGGUGAAACGACUCUCUAGGAUUUGAGUGACAGAACUUCACACACAAUCCUGCCAUCCAAUGGCUGUCUCGACAGUAAGAGCAGCACAUAUGCAUUCUUUCAAAGACCUACAAGCUGAGUUGUUUGGUCACACAGGAAACACAUGUGGGUGUCUUGAUUAGCACACUCAAACCUUCCUCUGUUAUGCAGCUCCAGGCUAAUGUUAUGAUAGAGUUGAUAGAGUAGAGAGGACUGGUACAUCUAUUGUCCUGUUGUGCUUUUAAGCACCUGGCUUUGCAAUUUACUUUUAAGAGACUUUGUAAUAACAACCAACAAAGCGUCAAAUCAAAAAUACAAAAAUAAUAAUAAUAAUAACCCUACAAAGUUCACAUUACAUGUGUGGUUCAAAGAUUCUUUUAACCUGAAGCAUCUUUUUUUUCAAGUCAUUAUUAUCAGCGCACAUGCUGAGAAACUUGGGAGACUUCCUUGUUCAAAAGUUUCAACAAACAUAGACACAGAUACACCGAGCUAGCAAGCUUCAAAGGGAGGUAUCUGAAGGUGAAAUGUUUUCAGAAUCUUCAGUGAAUGCGGGUGUUAAUCGGCAACCCACAACUGUGCUUUAAGCGGAUCCAGAAGAUUCUUGUCCUCUCACAUAGUGAGAGAGAGAGAGAGAGAGAGAGAGAGAGAGAGAGAGAGAGAAAGAGAGCGUGCAUCAGUGAUGAAAGGGCUUUUGAUAGAUUGUAAUGCGCGGCUUUGGCUAAAAUAAGCGCAUGGCAAAAUGUUUUGACAGUGUCUCCCACUGUGCUCCAUAUGAGUUAAUUUCCAUUAACCAAGCACUUGAGCUCAGGGAUUUGAAGUCCCCCUUACAGGUUACAGAAAUGCUGUCAUAGGUAUUUCGACUGACUUUCAGCAAUGUCGAGUUAAUAGUGCAGUAGACACAACGUAGCAGCUAGCAAGGUUACAAAAGCAUCUCGGAAAUUAAAGGUGUUGGGUCCUAGAAAAGCAAUUUUUUAUAUGCAAAGAACAAGCUCAGAUCGUACAGUAGAGAAUUGAGACUCCCUGUGUCAUCACCUCCAAAAUGUUGCUACUGUGUGCAUGUCUUUUGUGUUUGUCUGUGUACUUUUUUUUAGGCAAAAGAGGAACUGCUGCCAGACGUACCAUUCAA